Messenger RNA from Closterium sp. Naga37s-1, 5865 nucleotides. The record is from the annotation of a GenBank genome assembly. NCBI's taxonomy places the organism in Eukaryota, Viridiplantae, Streptophyta, Zygnematophyceae, Desmidiales, Closteriaceae.
AUGGAUCGGCGACAAUUCGGAGGGUCGGUGCAUCGCACGGGAUCCGACACCACUGCGAACCGCUCUGCACCGAGCUCCGACGCGCCGGUUCAUCGCACGGGAUCGGCUGUCGUUAAGAAGAAGAAGCUCGUUCAGACUCGUCCAGUCGUUUCAGGCUCAAGAUCCCCCCAACCUGGCUCUCCCCGAGCCUCCUCUCCGAAGCAUGGCCCCGCUUCACCCAAGCCUCUCGUCCUCCACGCCUCCAGCAAAGCCGCACCUCCCUCAGUCCCCACCCACAUGCUCCCACAAGACACGGACGAGCUAUCCUCCUACGCGUCUUCUGGCUCCCAUAGCUAUCAGCAGCAGCAGCAUAAGCCUGAUGCGUCCUCCUCCUCUGCUUGGUUCACUAAGGAAGACGCUGAUGACAUUCUUGGUGCUGCGGGGCUGUCAGGCGGGAAGCUUCCCUCGGGAAUUGCUGGAAUCGCGGCUGUAGCGGCUCAACUCGCCCGCGCUGCUACAGCCGCGUCCCCCCCGCGCCGGCCGCCAGGAGGGAGGGAAAGUGGGCCGGAGAGGGAGAGAUAUGAUCCUGAGAAGCAGUAUCUGACUCAGCCUACUGGUGUGCUGUCUGGGUUUAUCGAGAGGAAGUUCAAAACCCCACCCAGGCGGCAGCAGCAGCAGCAAUAUCAGCAACAGGCACAUGGAUUCGGAGGGACAGGAGCCAGUCCGGAAUUCGGUGUUCCAAAGCGAUCAGGUUCGGGAACUGGCCGAGCCAUCCUAGGCUUGGGAGUGUCUCCUGACCGCCCCUCCAGCUCCACCGGGCGGCCCUCCAGCUCCGGUGACCGAACCUCUGGUGCAGGUCUGGGUGCUACUAGGGGGAGUGGUUAUAAAGGGGGCGGUGGAUGGGGGGAGAGUGAUAAAGGGGAGGAGGACGAAGGGUGGGGGGCAGAGGUGGAGACAGAUGAGUGGGAUAAGGGCAGCACGGGUGGGUGGGAGGGACUAGGGCUAGAACCUGCUGUGUCAGUCAAGCCCCCAAAAGGGGGAAGGUCCCCCUCCUGGGAGAGUAAAUCGGGGGGAGGGGCGGGCGGAGGGGGCAACUGGGGGUGGGGAGGGUCACCCAGGGGGGGUGGUAUUGGGGCGGGGGGCGCAGGGAGAGGGGGAACGGGGGGAGGGGGAAUGGGGAGCGGGGGGAAGGUAGGGGCGGGUGUGCCAUUGUCAUCUAGGAAAAGGAGAAGGCGAGGAACCUUCGCUCCAGUCACACCAGACACAUCCCUACUCAACGGCUUAGCAACUAGGGAAGAGGAGGGUGCUUCUGUGCUGAGAGCAGAUGCUGCUGGCGCUGGGGCAAGCGUGGUGCAACAGAAGACUCCUGGGCUGCUGAGUGCAGGGGAAGGAGGAACAGGGCAGCAGCUAGAUCCGAGAACAGAGCAGGAAUCGCAGGGAGAUGGUAUGAGGGAGAGGGAGGUGGGGAGGAGAGGAGAACGCGGGAUGGAGAGGGCGGGAUUUGGGGAGGCUGGGACUGAGGAAGGUGGUACUGAGGACGGGGAUAUAAGGGUUAGUGGGCGGGUGGGGCCUCGUGGAAGGGGGAGGGUUGCAGGCAGGAUGGGGCAGGAUGGGAUGGGGGGAGGAGGCGUAGGAGGGGUGGGUGUGAGAGAGGGCGGGAUUGGAGUUGCUAGGAGCGAUGCUGUUGGUGCUGCUGGUGCUGGCGCUGCUGGUGCUUAUGCUUCUGGCGCUGGUGCUGGUGCUGGUGCUGGUGGUGGUGGUGUUGGUAUGAGAGGCACUGGUGUUUCUACGGACGUGGGUGGUCCUGAUGACACCGUGCCACAGGAUUCGUUAAGAGGUGAUCCGGUAUUGGAAGCAGCAGCUAGGCUUGUGGGGAAACGGUCCACAGCAGAGGACGAGGAGCUGGAUGGAGAAGGGGCAGCGGAAGGGGAGGUGGAGGGAGAAGGGCAGGUGGGCGGGCAGAUGGGGGGGCAGAUGGAAAGAGCUGGGAGGGUGGAAAGGGGGCAGUUUGAAAGGCAGGGACAAGGAGAGGGGAGAGGGAGGGGGAGGGAUGCUGAGGGGGACGAGGUUGAACGCAAGGUGGAGGAGGGAAGGCUGGGGCAGUCUGAUAUUGAAACGGCACAGGAUGGGGGGGAGAUACCCGAGGGAGAGGGGGACGAGCUAAGGGAGGAGAGAGAAGGGAGAGGCGACAGGGGGGAAGCAGAAGAGACGGGAGGAGGCGAGAGGGAGGGGGAAGAGAGGGGAGAGGGAGAGAGGGGAGGAGCUGAGGGGGAGGAUCUUCAGCAGCAGCAGUUGCUGAGAGAGCGGGAGAUUGUGAAUCAAGGAGUUGUCGUUCCUGAAAGAAUCCCACAGGGUUUACCAUACAGUAAUUCUGGUGGCAGGGCGGGUGGGAUGGGCGGGGAAUUGUCAAGUGGAGGGGGGAGAGAGCAAGCAUCGGAUCUUACAGGGGACUUUGACUCCAGAGGAGGCCAGGGAGGGGCGGGGCAGACACAGGGUGUGCUGGGGCAGGCGCAGGGUGCAGCAGGGGAAACACAGGGCGCAGCAGGGGAAGCACAGGGCGCAGCAGGGGAAGCACAGGGCGCAGCAGGGGAAGCACAGGGCGCAGCAGGGGAAGCACAGGGCGCAGCAGGGGAAGCACAGGGCGCAGCAGGGGAAGCACAGGGCGCAGCAGGGGAAGCACAGGGCGCAGCAGGGGAAGCACAGGGCGCAGCAGGGGAAGCACAGGGCGCAGCAGGGGAAGCACAGGGCGCAGCAGGGGAAGCACAGGGCGCAGCAGGGGAAGCACAGGGCGCAGCAGGGGAAGCACAGGGCGAGAGGAAUGCGGGCAUAGGGGAUGUAAGACGGGACGUGGGACUGAGGAACGCAGGGGCGAGAGAGGGAGAGGGUAGGAGUCAUUUGGAGGAUGAUGAGGUGCUGCGAGGGCUGGGAGGAGUGGAGGGGGAGGAGGAAGAGGCUGGGGCACUGGAUAAAUCCUCGUCAUCUCUGCCUACAUCCACCUCAGGUCUGCCCACAUCCACAUCAGCAGCAUCCACUUCACUCCAAGCACAAUCGCAGCAACAGAAUCUGCUGACCAAGCCAGCCUCCUCUCUCCUUUCUGCUACUCCUGUUAUUGUCACUCCUGCCAUUGUUACGGCUACCUCUGCUCCGGUUUCCAGCAGCAAAAGCAUUCUCUCUCCUAGCCCUGUGGUCACUGCAGGUAGCAGAACAGGAAUUCUAGCAGGGACAGCAGCAGGCGCAGGUGUAGCGGGAACAGCAGCCAAGGCCACCACAGGAGGUACAUCAGGAGUAGGUGCAGGUGGCACCAUGCUUCGUGGGACGGGUGCCACAUCUGCCACGUCAGCAGCAACAUUGAAGCCUUUAGCAGGAACGACAGUAACACCAUCAGCAACACCACGCCCAGCAACACCAUCCCCAUCGCUAUUAGCAGCUGUAACAAAGACAGUGCCUGCCACUCCUGCAGGAGCAAUUGUUGCGCAGUCACUGCCUGCCACCCCUUCAACAGCAGGAGCAGCUGUAGCAAAGCUGUUACCUGUCACUCCUGCAACAUCUGUAGCGAAACCGGUGCCUGUCACUCCUGGAGCAGCAGCUGUAGCACAACCAUUACCUGCCACUCCUACAGCAGCAGCAGCUGUUGCACAGCCACUGCGUGCCACCCCCGCAGCAGCUGUAGCAAAGCCAUUGCCUACCACUCCUGCAGCAGCUGUUGCACAGCCGGCCCUCCUCACUCCUCGCCUCACUCCACUCUCAGCGGCUGUAGCAGCAACAGUCCCCCCAAGCACAGCUACAGCAGCUGCCGACACACCAGCAACACCUGUUGCCGUGCCUGCUGCUAUCAGCAAAUCUACCCCUGUUGGUGCCACGUCUAUCCCCAACACCGGCACAUCUUCCCCCACAGCCAAGACUACUCCAAUCAUUACAUCUACUCCCAUCCGCACGUCUAACCCCACCACUUCAACUAUCUCCGAAGCUGACAGCCAGGCUUUGGCUAAGCUCAUGCAAGGAAAGCCAGGCUCGGCAGCUGGAGGCUUGGCUGCUGCAGGCUCGGGUGCAGUCGCAGGCUCGGUGUCACCCAGUCCAGCAGCCUCAGCCAAUGCAGCUGCCAAACCUGCGCCAACAGUCCCCAAGCCUGCGACGUCUGUUCUUCCAUCACCAGCAACAGGAGCAGGAGCAGGUGGAGCAGCAACGGGAGCAGCAGGAGCAGCAGGAGCAGCAGGAGCAGUAGCAACAGCAGGAGCAGCGGGCACAAGUCAAGUCAAGCCAGUGUCAGGCACUCAACCGACAGCUAAGCCAAAGACUCCUCCAGCUACUGUUGCGGCUGCUGCUGCUGCUGCUGGUGAUGCUGCUGCUGCUGUUGCAAGCCCAGCCAAACCAGCAUCUGGUGCAGCUGGUGGUGCUGUUGCUGGGACCCUGCAUCCGCGCGCCGCUUCCGGAGGCGGCGGAGAAGGCGCGCAAAACGAGACUCUCCGCGAAAAGCGGCGGCGGCAGCGGCUGCUGCUGGAGGAAAAUCCUCUCGUGCCGGUGACGUGUCGCCGAUUGGAUAAAUUCCGCCGGAUUUUACGGAUCACUUUAAAGGAGGCGCCUAUAGACGGGAUUGGACAGCGCGACAAGGGGUGGCGCAAGGGCCGAGACAGCAUAGAGUGGCGGAAAGGCACGACGUACCUGCAGCCUCUUGACGCGGAUUGCCUCAACAUUGCUUCAUUCUUCGGCAAAGUGGGUCAGCUUCUUCUAAUCAACAACGCUUCCAAGCCCGCCCUACCCCACCCAGUGGAUCGCUUCAUGUUCCCACGCGCCCCCCAGCUGCUGCAAGCCGUGCAAGCAGCGGGCAAGGAUAGCUGGCACGUGGUAGUGCUGAGGCAGCUGCUGGGGCUGGCAGUGGCGCCGAUGCUGGGAGAAACGGCUCUGAAGAAGGCCAGCAUGGCCGCAAGAAGGUUUAUUGGCACAGAGCCUCUAGCCGGAGGCCUUGUUGAGUUUGAGCCAGCAUUUGAAGCAGCCUCGGAAACCCGGCCUCUGUGCUUCGGAAAGGUGGUCAUCCCGGGGAAACUUAAAGCCAUAACCUACCCAGGCGGCCCUUCAGAAGCCGAGAUGUUUAAAGCCCACCUCGGGUCGUCCCUCGGGCUGCCCAAUCCGCCGCUGCCACUUGGCGACAGCCCCAGCGCCCGUGCCAAGCCGAGUGUGCAGCUGCUGUUCAUUCGGAGGAACAGGACGAACGUGGGCGGGCGGCGAAUUUUGGACGAUGGUAGUGAUGGAGCGCUGUACGAUCUCUUUUAUGACAUGGGCUUUAAGAUCCGCAGGGCGGAUUUCACGCGCCUGUCCUUCCGCCAGCAGUAUGAAGCAGUUCUCAACGCAGAGGUCAUUGUGGGGGUGCAUGGAGCCGGUCUCACAAGCGCCGCCGCUUUCGCCCGAAACCGCUCCGUCGUUUUGGAGAUAAUGCCGCACAACACGUUCAACCCGCGGUAUUAUUUCAUGGCGGUCCAGGCUGGUGUGAGUUAUUUUCUGCAUCAGCUGCGGCCAGGUGCCAAGCAGCCAUUGGACGAGGAGUUUGAGACGCUGACGGUGCGGAAGUGCUCCAGUGUGCCGGAUUGUCGCAAGUAUUUUUACGAGGACCGGCUGGUGAAUGUGACUAAAGAGGAUUUGGAGGAUUUGAAGGUGCUUUUGGGGGAGGCCCGGACGUUUGUGCGUCAGGCUCGGUGGAAUUUGAAUUGGGCGGGAAAGCGGCUGAGGUCGCGGUACGAGACACUGUGCUCUGCGGGGAAGGCGAGGGAUAUUGGAUGCCGCAUGGAUUUGAUUCGUUCGCCGGUGGCCGAUGUGAAGACGGAAUGUGUGAUGAAGAUGGACUGCUUGACAGUUAAUCCUAUGUUGGCGGACGACCUGGACGACAUCAUGUAG